Molecule: messenger RNA, 576 nt
Organism: Pieris macdunnoughi
Lineage: Eukaryota; Metazoa; Arthropoda; Insecta; Lepidoptera; Pieridae
Source: the annotation of a GenBank genome assembly
AUGGCCAACGACACUCCUGAAAGUGACUUCUCUAUCGAAUGCUUUCAAAACUAUUCAGCACCAGAAGUAUUUGUUCAGGGAUUAGCGGGUAUGGUUGAUCAAUCUGAUGUCGAAGUGAUAAUACGAGCACAGAAAACUAUGUUACAGAGAUUUGAAAAAACAACAGAAAUGUUAACAAAUUGCAACCAACUCUCAGCAAGUCGCCUUCGAGCUGCAUCUGUGGAGUUUAAGAAGCACACCCAACUACUGUUGGAUAUGAAAAAGGAUUUAAACUAUAUAUUCAAAAAGAUAAGGGCUAUUAAAACUAAGUUAAGCACUCAGUAUCCUGAAGCCUAUAAAGUUGCUGUAGCAUCAGCUGCUGGUAAUAUAAAGCCUCUUGAUGAAGAAGAAGAAAUAAAACCUUCAGAAUCAAAAAUACUAUCUAAAAUGGUGGCCACAGUUUCUACAGAAACUUUGAAACCAAUAGACAAAAAGGAAAAUGUAGAUAAAAAUGUCAAUGUAAAAAAGAAAAGCAGUAGUUCCUCUGAAACAGAAAGUGCAAGCUCUGGAGAUGAUAGUAGUACUGACACUGGUUGA